ACGACUGGUUGAAGGCCUGCAAGCAAGAGUCAGAUCCCUGCAAGAACGGCGGCUACACGCAGAAGGACUGCAGCUGCGCGUGUCCUCUUGGCACGUCUGGUGACAAGUGUGAGAAUCUCGACAUGAACUACAAUGAUGCUCUGGUGCAAAAGUUCUCCCCGAAUACCGCGAUCAUCAAGACCUCAGGAGCAGAAGUUGUCUCGCCUGGCUACCCUAAACAAAAAGGAUUGGGAACGCUGAAGUACACGCACGUAAUGCAAGCUCCUGAGUGCCACAAAGCGGUGGCCACCUUCAGCGACUUCCAGAUUGAUCCUCGCAGCACGGAGAAGAACUGCAAGGAUGCUUAUCUGGAAAUCCGCACUGACGUUUCUGUUGUGAAUGGUGAAAUAUUUUGUGGCGAAGAAAUUAAAAACGGAACAGUGUUCAAGAGUGACAAGUCGGAACUCAUCUUCCACUUCUACGAUGGCGAUCCCCAACAUAAAGGCUACAAAGCCAUUUUCACCACCGAGGCCAUUCCCAACUGCCGCUGAUAACGUUUCUUCGACUGACAGAGCUGUGUUGGCAACAGGAAAUAAUUUGGUUUACAGUGUUGAAUAUUAACAGUUUUCUUUGAGUGUUGAAAAAUAAACUUGCAAGUUCUA
Messenger RNA from Hyalella azteca, 641 nucleotides. Its product is annotated as protein SpAN. Lineage: Eukaryota; Metazoa; Arthropoda; Malacostraca; Amphipoda; Hyalellidae. The annotation marks the transcript as partial. The record is from RefSeq and is a predicted model, not a curated record. The transcript is spliced from 5 exons.